Delphinapterus leucas (beluga whale) is the source of this 1961-nucleotide messenger RNA. Its product is annotated as protocadherin beta-17-like. The record is from RefSeq and is a predicted model, not a curated record. Gene Ontology annotation, biological process: homophilic cell-cell adhesion. Gene Ontology annotation, molecular function: calcium ion binding. NCBI's taxonomy places the organism in Eukaryota, Metazoa, Chordata, Mammalia, Artiodactyla, Monodontidae. Gene Ontology annotation, cellular component: plasma membrane.
UAAGCUCCCGAGAGCAAGAAUUUUUGUGUUUAAUUUACCGCUUUAUCCUGAGAAGCUAGAAAAAUUCCUGCACAGAGAAAUACUUAUUAAAUAAAUAAAUAAAAUUAUCUUGAGCCCAGUUUUGUCUACUGAACUUGUACCUUUAUAGAGAAGAUGAAUAUAUAGAUAAAUAGUUAUUACUUUGCUCUCACAACUGUUGUUAGAUACUUGAACAAAACUGCAUCACAGGUGAGGGGGAAAGGAGUUUAUAACACUCUAUGACCCAAAAGGUGUUCAAUGCAGUUUAGCUAUUAUUACAUUACUCUUUGAAAUAAAGACUACCUGAAGUUGUGAAGCAGAACGCUUGGUGGCGCUGCAGGUUAAGAAAGUGAAAAACUGUCGCUGCAUGCUCCCAGACUCCAUAAAAACCGAUCCGUUUCUGGCAGCUCACAAAAGAAACGUUUACACUGAUGGGUAAAGAAGAUUUCAGAGAGGCGGCUAUCCCCCUGUCAACGUUAAGAGCUAACUCAAGAUUACUGAACCAAGAUAGCAGAGUUGGCUGCAAAACAAUUAUUUUGUGAUUAAAUACUGCAUCUUUUAGACCCGGAGGAACCAUGGAGACGCCGCUACCCAAAGCGACGCAAAAAAGGCAAGUGACUGCCAUUAUUAUUCUAUUACUAUUGUGGGAGGUGGGUGGUGCGGUCAUUAAGUAUUCCGUUCUAGAAGAGAGACACAGCGGCUCAUUUGUGGCCAACCUAGCAAAAGAUCUGGGGUUGGGCUUAGGAGAGCUGGCCUCGCGGGGCGCCCGGAUUCUUUCCAAAGGGAAUAAACAGCAUUUGCAAGUCGAGCACAAGAGUGGGAAUUUGCUCCUAAAAGAAAAACUGGACCGGGAAGAGUUGUGCGGUGACAUGGAUCCAUGUAUACUGCAUUUCCAGGUGUUACUGAAAAACCCGGUGCAGUUUAUUCAAGGUGAAUUACAGCUCCAAGACGUAAAUGACCAUGCCCCUGAGUUCCUGGAAAAUGAAAUUCUACUGAAAAUCUCAGAAAGUAGCCAUACAGGAGCCGCAUUUCCUUUGAAAAUAGCUCAAGAUUUAGAUGUGGGCAGUAACACAGUUCAGAACUACACAAUUAGCACCAACUUCCAUUUCCACCUUUUCACUCGAAAUCGCAGCGACGGCAGGAAAUACCCGGAGCUGGUGCUGGCCAAAGAGCUGGACCGUGAGGAGCAGCCAGAGCUCAGGUUAACCCUCACGGCGCUGGAUGGUGGGUCACCGCCAAAGACUGGGACUUCCCAGGUUCUCAUCAUGGUCCUGGACAUAAAUGACAACGCCCCUGAAUUUGCUCGGCAGCUCUACGAGGUGCAGAUCCCAGAGAACAGCCCUAUAGGCUCCCUUGUCAUCACUGUCUCUGCCAGAGAUUUGGAUGCUGGGACCCACGGAGAGCUCUCCUACUCAUUUUUCCAAUCAUCAAAUCAAGUCAUUCAGGCCUUUGAAAUCAACACAGUAACGGGGGAUAUUCGAUUAAAAAAAAUGUUGGAUUUUGAGGAAAUUCGAUCUUACCGUAUGGAAAUUGAGGCCUCAGACGGCGGGGGUCUUUCAGGAAAAUGCACUGUAGCCAUAGAAGUGACGGAUGUAAACGACAACGCCCCUGAAUUGACCAUGUCAUUACUCAUGAAUGAUAUCCCAGAAAACACCCCUGACACUGUGGUCGCUAUUUUCGGAAUUUCAGAUCCAGACGCCGGGGACAAUGGCAAAAUGAUGUGUUACAUCCAAGACCAUCUCCCAUUCCUUCUGAAAAUUUCUGUAGAAAAUUUCUACACCUUGGUAACAGAAGGAGCGCUGGACAGAGAGAGCAGAGCCGAGUACAACAUCACCAUCACCGUCACCGAUAUGGGAACCCCCAGGCUGAAAACCGAGCACAACAUAACCGUGCUGGUGUCCGACGUCAACGACAACGCCCCCGCCUUCACCCAGACCUCCUAC